AUAGUUAUUUAUAAAAGCCCUAUUUAAAUGCGGAAACUGCUUAAAUAACCGCGAAUUUGUAUGUAUUCAAUAUACGACUAGAUCGUCGCGCAGUUCUAUGACAACAUACUUGCAGGAAUUGAGCAACUAAAGCAGUUUCUUCCUUCUUUCAUGCCAACAUCCGGAUACACAUGUCGCUUGACCUUCUGAACGGUAAAAAGGGAUGGAUGUAUUUGCUGGAUGAGGAGGAGGAGUGGAGAAAGUUCUGGUUUGUGGUCACUGACUCUGGAUUAAGAUACUAUAGAGACUCUGAGGCUGAAGAGAGAGAUGAAGCAGAUGGUGAGGUUUAUUUACACCAUUGUUUGCGAGUGGAGGAAUUUGAUGCAGACAAAAACUACGGACUUCAGUUGCACAUGCGCGAUGGACUGGUGACGCUGUCGGCGAUGACCUCCAGAAUCAGGAGGAACUGGAUCGACACUCUGAGGAGGAAAAUCUCCUUCAGGGAUUCAGAGGAGAGCAUACUACACCCAGACAACAGUGACAUCAGUGACAGAGAAAACUCCAGUUCCCAGAAUGCACCAUCACGAACCUCUCCUGCGCCCCGAGAGCUGUGCUCAGAUGACGGCGGUUUGUAUGAAGACGAACCCGACAUCACUUCUCCUUUAACCAAUCGUAGAGAAGCAGGUGAGGGUCGAGACCGAGAGCAUGAGCGGCGUCUGGAGGACCGAACCAAGUGGUUCCAGGAGGGGGUUUCUGACAGGGAGGGUGACGAUCCGUGGGAUAAAGUGGAGCUGAAGAAAGGGGGCGCUCCAGUGGUUUUGACCCAGCUGCAGGUUCCUAAAGCCAAGACGGGGCCCGACAUCGAGAAGAAGUGGGAAGACUUUGAGCAGCUUCCAAUCGGAGAGAAAAGGUCACUGGUUGGUUCCCAGAAUCCACAAGCGGCAAAUGAGGCCCUUCAAAGAGAGGUGCUGUCUCUGAGGCAGCAGAUAGAGUCACUCCGUCAGGUGCGUGUCGGAGCUCUCUGUGGUCCUGAAGCUCCCUGCACUCUCAGACUGCAGCAGAUGGAGAAAGAGCACAGAGAGAGACUAAAGGAGAUUCACCAGCAGCACGAGCGAGAACGCAGAGACAUGGAGACUGAAAAACAGAGGCUGCUGCAGGAGGAGGCCAAAAACACACUCCAGGCUAUGGAGGCUCUAAGGAAAACGCACCAGGAGGAGAUCGAGAGGCUGAAGGGUCAUGGAGGAGAAGAGUCAACAGAUCCAUCCAUCAAACAACAGCUGCAUGAGUCUCUGUCUCUGCAGCGUGAGCUGGACGGUCUGUCGCAGCGUUACUCCCAGCAGUGUGUGGAGCUCAACCGCAUCCAGAGUGGCACUGACGAGAGAGACGGACAGAUCCGACAGAAGGAGAGAGACAUGGAGCAGCUCCGCAUGGAGAAUCAGGAACUGCAGGCGCGUCUGACGGAGGAGAUAAGCCUCAUGCGAUCCUUCAUCACGGGUCAAAGGUCAGGGGUCGUUCCCCUCGGCAGCUACGAAAGGAGCACCUCCGAAUUAGAGAUGUUACUGAAGGUGAAGGAGAGCGAGGUGGAGUUUCUGCACAAGGAGAUCAGCUGUCUCAGGAAAGAGGUCCAGACUCUUAUUAAGGAGAAUGAAGCGUUGGGCGAGCGCUAUAAAGAGGUCUAUGUGGAGCUGAGCGAGUUAAGAGGCCGCAGUGAGAGAGACAUCAACGCACUUAAACAACACCUCAAACUCACCGACGCGGCUCUAGAGGAGGGCCGUCUCCUGGGCAACAGCGACAACCAAUGAGAGCACAGCAUCACCUCACAUGCAAACAUUAGCACUGGGACGCUUUCUGUUAUGCGGAAUUCAUUUUUGUUAGAAACUACAAUGGUGCUAAAUAUGAAUGAAUAUCGCAAGCUAUUACAGCAAAAUAUGCAUUUAAACAUGCCUCUGUUCGGAUUGUUGGGAGUAUGAAUUUUGAUUGCAAUGUGAAAAUAAACACACAAAACACAUUUGUGCCCCCGGACCACAAAA
Messenger RNA from Danio aesculapii, 2009 nucleotides. RefSeq names its product TRIO and F-actin-binding protein-like. Gene Ontology annotation, cellular component: actin cytoskeleton. Bases 171 to 1781 code for a protein of 536 amino acids. NCBI's taxonomy places the organism in Eukaryota, Metazoa, Chordata, Actinopteri, Cypriniformes, Danionidae. Gene Ontology annotation, biological process: actin filament organization; positive regulation of substrate adhesion-dependent cell spreading. Gene Ontology annotation, molecular function: actin filament binding. The transcript is spliced from 12 exons. The record is from RefSeq and is a predicted model, not a curated record.